This is a messenger RNA of Zophobas morio, 1748 nucleotides long. RefSeq names its product BTB/POZ domain-containing protein 9-like. Gene Ontology annotation, cellular component: cytoplasm. Gene Ontology annotation, molecular function: protein binding. The transcript is spliced from 11 exons. Gene Ontology annotation, biological process: adult locomotory behavior; circadian behavior; modulation of chemical synaptic transmission. Bases 26 to 1660 code for a protein of 544 amino acids. NCBI's taxonomy places the organism in Eukaryota, Metazoa, Arthropoda, Insecta, Coleoptera, Tenebrionidae. The record is from RefSeq and is a predicted model, not a curated record.
UUCAACUCUGUAAAAUCGAAAUAAAAUGGUGAAAAGUGACGAAACUGUGACCAUUACAGACACCACCAAGUUGCUCGGUGAUGUCGCAUCUCUCUACCAGAACCAGAAAUUUUCAGAUAUUACUCUGCUCGUCGAUGACAAAAAGCUAUAUGCUCACAAGGUGAUUUUGGCCGUGAGGAGCAAGUACUUCGAGUCGCUCUUUUACGAAGAUUCGCAGAACAUAAACCAGGCCGAAAUGGCCAUAACUGGUGUGACUUUCGACGCUUUGAGCAGUUUGUUAAAAUACAUUUAUACAGGUACCAUCACCAUUCCCUCCGAUGUUGACUCAUCCCUUCAGAUACUAGGACUUGCCCAUCAAUAUUCAUUCACAGACCUCCAAACUACCAUCACCAAAAAACUAAAACUUCUUCUAAAUUUGAAAAAUAUUUGCGCCGUCCUCAACACUGCCAACCUCUACGAUUCAGAAGAACUGCUCGAAGCUUGCCAUUCUUUCAUGGACCUGAACGCCUCUGAAAUCGUUGCUAGCGACUGUUUCACAGACCUGUCUCAAAAAUCGAUGAUUAAACUUUUAGAACGCAGUACUUUUUUUGCUCCCGAAAUCGAAAUUUUCAAAAACGUGGCUAAGUGGUGCAAAAUCAACAACGACGUUGACGAUUUAGUCAUACAGUGUGUUCGUUUGUCGUGGAUGACUGUUGAAGAUAUAGUGUCAACAGUGUGGCGUUCGAAAAUAUUCGACUGUGAAAAACUAUUAGAAGCGAUUGCUGAAAUCAUUGGGUUUAAAGAGAAGAGUUCCAAUGCUAGGGGUUUUUACGUUGUUGAUGAGAAUGUCGCAACACUUCAACGCAAUGGGCAGAUGAUUUCGGGAGGUGGAACGUAUAACCUUCUAUCUGGACCCGGAAGCAUAGAAUAUGAUUAUCAUGCUUCCCACCAUAUUAACGGUAGGGAUGCACUUGUUGUCAAACUUGGCAAACCUUCGUAUUUUAAUCAUAUCAAGAUGAGAUUUUGGGACACUGAUCUACGUAACUAUUCUUACUACAUCGCGGUUUCUCUUGAUGGAAAAACGUGGCGAAAAGUCAUCGAUUACAGUCACAUAAGUUGUUAUUCUCACCAAGUGUUGUUUUUUGAGCAGCAGGUGGCCCAAUACAUUAAAAUAGAAGGAACUCACAAUUCUGUAAACGCCUGGUUCCAUUUGCUAUUAUUUGAAACGUACCUAAAGACGACUGUCCCAAAAUUUUCAAAUGGCAUUAUCUGUCCGGACAAGAAUGUAGCCACUCCAAAAGUAGCUAGGGUUAUAUCAGGUGAAAACCCUUCGGUUCUUUUAAAUGGAGACUUCCGCAAUUACGAUGAGAGUGCAGGUUUUACUCACCACGAAAUCGGUUCAGGAAACAUUACAAUACAACUAGCUCAACCGUACUUGAUUUCGAGAAUGAAACUGCUACUAUGGGGCAAAGAUGAAAGAACUUACAGAUAUUUUAUCGAAACAUCUCUUAACAAGACUAACUGGGAACUGGCUGUGGAUCGGAGGCACGAAGAUUGUAACUCUUGGCAAAAUCUUGUGUUUAAAGAGAGAGCAAUGGUUUUCAUUCGGAUUACUGGAACUGGUAACUCGGCUAAAGACGGUUUCCGCGUUGUUCACUUUGAAUGUCCUCCUGAGGAAUGAAAGAAGAAACCUGAAGAUGCUCGUCUGUAAUCAGAAGAAAUACUGUAAAACGAUUAAUUAGUUUGAAAAUAAAAAUUUGCUUUAAUAA